CAAACGUGUCAUAUCUUUUUGGUUCUGUUCGGUUCUCUCUCAUGAACUGAGAAGGCAAAUUAACUGAGAGAGAGACCGCCAUUGCAAUUGAACUAUUGAAGCAUUCGCAUAGUUCACAGUACUCCGUUCAGAGAAGAAAAGCUUAAUCUGUUUCCAUAUGUCUUGUCUCUGCCACUUCUCUUUUAGUUUAUUUCAACUAUUUGGCUGAUUUAUUAAGCUAAAACUGUCUGAAAAUGAUCGUUGUUAAACUUUGAUGGCAUUUUCUUCUGUUGAGCGAUUCUUUUGUAAGUAAUUUGAAGUGAAUUCUCCAAAUUUUAUCCAAUUUAUCUUCGGAAAAUUGCUGACAAAUAGCGAGCACUGAAUUCAACUUCUUCAGUUUCAGUUGAUUGCGAUGCAUUAAAUGUUUCAUUUUGGUUAAUUUCAAGUGCAAUUUCUCUGGGAACUUAAUUUUAGGCCACUCAAGAAUUGUAUCACAUUCUGGGUUUUUUUUAUUCCUGUCUCGUUUUCGUGAAUUACUCGAUUUUUGAAAAUGGGGUCAAAUAUUGAAUGCAGUCGAGUGCAAUUUAGAUCCGGAAACGGCGGGUCUGAACCGAGUGAAAUGGGGUUCGGUCUCGAGGAAUUCCCCGGCCAAGUCUCCGUAACGCAGCAGCCGCCCGGCAGCUCCUUCACGGCCCUCCUCGAACUUCCGGCGCCACAAGCUGUUGAGCUUCUAGUCAACUCCCCCGACGCCGCCGUGAAUGAAGAAUCCCAGCCGAAACCUUGUAUCACUGGCUCCGGAGAGGGUCCCUCUUACUUUCAUCCGCCACCACCGAUUUUCCCUUCUGACAUUGGCUUAAUUGUCAGAGCUUCAAAAUUCUCCGCGUUUGCUUCAGCUGAAAAUUCAAAUAACUCAAUCUUGUUCAAUUCCAACUCGAACAAGCUUGAUAUGGUGAAGCAAGAGCCAUCGGACUCGGAUUCAAACCCCAAUUCUUCUUCGCUGGCGACUUCAGAUCAGAACCCGAAUUCCAACAAGAGGAAGGAGAGGGAGAAAAAAGUUAAAGAAUCCCAUAGAAAGAGCAAAAAAGUUAUACCAAAUAAGGCCUCUGAAGAUAGUGGCGAGAAGCUGCCAUUUGUGCAUGUCAGAGCUCGCCGGGGCCAAGCCACCGAUAGCCACAGCUUAGCUGAAAGAGCAAGGAGAGAGAAGAUUAAUGCAAGAAUGAAACUUUUACAGGAACUGGUCCCAGGAUGUAAUAAGAUCUCGGGUACCGCAGUGGUGCUGGAUGAGAUAAUAAACCACGUGCAAGCACUUCAACGUCAAGUGGAGUUUUUGUCUAUGAGACUUGCUGCUGCUAACCCAAGAAUUGAUUACAACCUCGAUGCCCUUUUGGCUGCUGAAAGUGGAUCCCUGGUCGAUGGCAGCAUUGCUGGCAUGUCUACAUCAUCAUUGUGGCCAGAUGCACAACCUAAUGGGAACAGACAGCAAUAUAAUCAGAUGUGGCAUUUUGAUGGGCUUCAUCAGCCAGUCUUGGGUAGAGAAGAAGACAAUCGUAACUUCAUUACUCCAGAAAACUCGCUUAUAAUUUAUGAUUCUUCUGCAAAUUCAGCUUCUCUGCAUUCAAGCCAGCUGAAAAUGGUGUAAAUGGAGGCACGAGCUUUACGAAUAGGUACCUAACUUCUGUAUAUAUUAUUUAGUAUAUAAUGUGGAAGUAUAAAGGGGAUCUCAAAGUUUAGCUUGGAUUUCCUUGUAUUCUAAUUCAACAAUCAGCUGGAAUCUGUUUCUGGAUAAGCUAGAGAGUAGAAAAUUUAGUUUCUUAUGAAUAUGUUAAUUCUGGUCUGCCAAUCUGGCUGCGCCAUGCAUGAGAUUAUUGAUUGAUUUGUGUAUAACUAAGAAAAUGUAUGUUUCACUAUAUUAUGGAGGUCGAUUUUAAUUUUAAUUUUUACGAUUCUCUUGCUUUCU
Molecule: messenger RNA, 1936 nt
Organism: Olea europaea var. sylvestris
Lineage: Eukaryota; Viridiplantae; Streptophyta; Magnoliopsida; Lamiales; Oleaceae
Product: transcription factor bHLH48-like
Exons: 7
Coding region: 530-1618 (362 amino acids)
Biological process (GO): regulation of DNA-templated transcription
Cellular component (GO): nucleus
Molecular function (GO): DNA-binding transcription factor activity; protein dimerization activity
Source: RefSeq, a predicted model, not a curated record